Molecule: messenger RNA, 628 nt
Organism: Odocoileus virginianus texanus
Lineage: Eukaryota; Metazoa; Chordata; Mammalia; Artiodactyla; Cervidae
Source: RefSeq, a predicted model, not a curated record
GAAUCCCACAGCUAUUCCAGGCUGGACGCUCUAGAACCAGAGGGGUCAGCUGCUCUUCCUGGAUAGCGUCUGCCUGCUCAAGCUCUGCAGCCCGCCUUGAGUCCGUGCUCCAGCCAUGAUGCGGUGGCGGGACCGCGUGGCCGUGCUCUUCUUCCCACAAGGCAUGAUUCUCACCAUGGCCGCGCUGAUGCUCUUCUUCAUACACCUGGCUGUCUUUGCCAGUGACGUGCACAACUUCUGGGUCACCUACCGCUACGACCGCAUGAGCUUCCGCUACACUGUUGUCCUGAUGUUCUCCCAGGUGAUCAGCAUCUGCUGGGCCGCCAUGGGGUCACUCUACGCUGAGAUGACAUAUGACAAUUCUCAACGGGGCCAUGUUCUUCAACCGCCUGUCCCUGGAGUUUCUCGCCAUCCAGUACCGGGAAGAGAGCCACUGAAGCCUGGGACCCGGGCUGAGAAGGGGGAAGGAAAAGGCUGCUUCGGGUGUUUUAAUAAAGUCUUAUCAUUUAUUUCCACCUGUUGGCUCCUUUUGGUCGGCAGGAAAAAUGGGGAGACGGGGGCGGGGGGGGAAGCUGGAGACCCAGGAGGAGCAGGUCAAAUGCUUGAUCCGCAGGGACCCCAGGCCUAG